UCCCAUCUACCAGAAUAAGUUAAUAUUGAUUCCUCACAUUGACCAAUUGACCAUAUCCAAAUAAUCUAAUGGUAGUGUAGUUUUUGGAUUCAUGAUGAGUUUAAUGCGAAAUACUGUUAGAAAAGCAUUGCCUUCAAUCUUUCGCGUCUUUUCAUUGAAGAACGAAUAUGUGGCUAGCCAACACAGCAAGAAAUUCUACAGCAACGACAGCUUGGAUAGCUUUGAUGAUAAUCCUUACUCCUUUGUUAAUGAAACGUUCCUGUCGAUGAAGGGGAGAAAUGAACUAGAAAUUAAACAUUUGCUAUGGAUAGCGGCAGAUUUAAAGGAAAGAAUCAAAAAUGGAACGAGGUAUUAUACCAUCAGACCAUUGGAGGGUAAGAGCGUUGCAUUAAUUUUAAAACGAAGUACAAGAACAAGGGUAUCGACGGAAACAGGAGUUGCAUUACUGGGAGGACAUCCUUUAUUUUUGACAGAGAAUGAUAUUCAUUUGGGUGUAAGUGAAUCACUUUCAGAUACAGCAAGGGUAUUAUCUGGAUUUGUUGAUGUAAUUCUUGCUCGAGUGAAUGAUCAUAAUGAUUUAGAAACUCUGACUAAAAGUGCUUCAAUUCCUGUUGUCAAUGGUCUUUCAGAUGUGUUUCAUCCUUUGCAAAUACUGGCAGACUUUCUUACUUUACAGGAACAUUAUGGAUAUCUUGAUGGAUUAAAUAUUGCAUGGAUUGGCGAUGGUAACAAUAUUGUACAUUCAUUAAUGAUGGCUGCUCCUAAAGUUGGAAUCAACCUAAACAUUGCUACACCAAAGGGUUACGAGCCACAGGCAGACUUGAGAAGGGAGUGCAGUAAAUUUGCAGAAGAGCAUGGCACUACAGUUAACUACACGUCUGAUCCUCGUGAUGCAUGUCAUGGUGCCAAUGUAAUUGUUACAGAUACAUGGGUCAGCAUGGGUCAGGAGACCGAGGCUGAACAAAGGUUUAAGGAUUUCAAAGGAUAUCAAGUGAAUCAAGACCUGGUAAACUUGGCAGCCAAAGAUUGGACAUUCUUGCAUUGUCUACCUCGCAAACCAUAUGAAGUUUCUGAUGAGAUAUUUUAUUCUGAUCGUUCAUUGGUUUGGCAAGAAGCUGAAAACAGAAAAUGGACAGUCAUGUCAGUGAUAGCAAGUUUGGUGAAAGAUCUUGAGCCAGAAAUACCUGUUCCUGUAUGGAAAAAAUAAAUGACAACAUUUCAAUGAUAUUCAUUACACUUGUGGUAGUGGAAAAAUUAUCAUCACUUAACUCA
This is a messenger RNA of Xenia sp. Carnegie-2017, 1272 nucleotides long. RefSeq names its product ornithine transcarbamylase, mitochondrial-like. Gene Ontology annotation, cellular component: mitochondrion. Gene Ontology annotation, molecular function: amino acid binding; ornithine carbamoyltransferase activity. Gene Ontology annotation, biological process: L-citrulline biosynthetic process. NCBI's taxonomy places the organism in Eukaryota, Metazoa, Cnidaria, Anthozoa, Malacalcyonacea, Xeniidae. The record is from RefSeq and is a predicted model, not a curated record.